AUGGCAGGUACAGGACUUCCAGAACCCUGGGUUAUCAAGUUUAGUAGAUCGAAGAAACGUGAAUACUUCUUCAACCCGGAGACUAAGGAAUCGGUUUGGGAGGCACCGUCAGGUACAGAUGAGGACCAAUCAAAGAAAUACUUAGAGGAGAACCCAUUGAGGGUCAGAGCUUUGCAUCUCUUGAUUAAGCACAAGGAUUCUAGAAGACCAGCGUCUCAUAGAAAUGAAAAUAUUACCAUUACUAAGGAUGAGGCUAAAGAAGAAUUAGAAACUUAUAUCAAGAGAUUGAAUGGUGGUGAACCAUUCGAAUCAUUGGCUAAAGAGAGAAGUGAUUGUUCAUCAGCGAAAAGAGGUGGUGAUUUGGGGUUCUUCGGUCAUGGAGAAAUGCAACCUUCUUUCGAGAAGGCUGCGUUUGCUUUGAAAAUCGAUCAAGUCAGUGAUAUUGUAGAAUCUGACAGUGGUCUUCAUAUCAUCAAAAGAGUUGCCUGA
Molecule: messenger RNA, 489 nt
Organism: Kluyveromyces lactis
Lineage: Eukaryota; Fungi; Ascomycota; Saccharomycetes; Saccharomycetales; Saccharomycetaceae
Gene: ESS1
Product: peptidylprolyl isomerase ESS1
Exons: 1
Coding region: 1-489 (162 amino acids)
Cellular component (GO): cytosol; nucleus
Molecular function (GO): protein binding; peptidyl-prolyl cis-trans isomerase activity
Source: RefSeq, a predicted model, not a curated record